Messenger RNA from Sinocyclocheilus grahami, 4406 nucleotides. RefSeq names its product WD repeat domain 62 (gene wdr62). The record is from RefSeq and is a predicted model, not a curated record. Bases 201 to 4268 code for a protein of 1355 amino acids. Lineage: Eukaryota; Metazoa; Chordata; Actinopteri; Cypriniformes; Cyprinidae. The transcript has 28 exons. Gene Ontology annotation, biological process: positive regulation of JNK cascade; negative regulation of canonical NF-kappaB signal transduction. Gene Ontology annotation, molecular function: protein binding. Gene Ontology annotation, cellular component: cytoplasm.
UUUUCAGCCGAACAUUACAACUCAUUCCUUCGUGCUUCCUCAGUUAAAACUUAUGAUCCUCAAUCAGUGUUUGAAAGUCGCUCGGAGUAUAAACUAGUCGGGCAUUCGCGUGUCAUACGAAUGGACAGCGUUUAACACUUUUAAAUGCGAACUAAUAGAGUCUGGCUUAUUUAUUGAACCGUUUAAAAAAGUGUUACACUAUGGCGGAUGGGGCUUUGGUCUUCGGAGCGAAUCUAAACGCGAGUUGUUUGACCUCUCGAGCAAAGAAAGUCAACAACAGCAGCAUUUCAGUAGCAGCGAACAUGAGGAGAAAGACGCGACAGAGCAACAGAAGAGACAUUCACAACCGGGUCGUCUUGGAGAAGGUCCUGGGCAUCACUGCCUCCAGCAGCAGUGCUUUAACCUGUGACCCCAACACUGGUUUGGUGGCAUAUCCUGCAGGUUGUGUAAUUGUCAUCCUGAGCCCAAAGAAAAACAAGCAGACUCACAUAUUUAACACAUCCAGGAAAACCUUCAGUGCCUUGGCUUUCUCGCAGAAUGGAAAAUAUUUGGUCACUGGUGAGACGACGUCAGCACAAUGCUUAUCGGUGAGCGAGACGUUUGUUUUCUGUGGUUGUGCAGAUGGCACAGUGCGCGUGUUCAGCCCACAGGACCUGCGUUACAUCACCACACUGCACCGGCCGCACUGCUUGGGAGUAGAUGUUUCUCAGGGCACCCAGCCAGGGCAUUUGUUUGGCGCAAACCCAGAAGCACAGUAUCCAGAUACGCUGGCUUUAACCUUUGACCCUGUGACCGGGCACUUGACGUGUGUGUAUAAUGACCACAGUGUGUAUGUGUGGGACGUGCGGGACGUGCGGAGCGUAGGCAAGGUCUAUUCAGCUCUGUACCACAGCGGCUGUGUGUGGAGUGUGGAGACCUACCCCGAGCUUGACGAUUCAUCUGCGGCAUGUUUGUCACCCGGCUCUUUCCUCACCUGUUCAUCCGAUAACACCAUCCGCCUGUGGAAGAGUGAUUCAGGACACGGCCUUCGCCACAACCUUUACAGCCAGGACAUCGUAAGGAUAGUGUAUGUGGAUGAUGACACGCAGUACCUCAAAGCUGAGGCUGAGAAAGCUGAGGGAGCAAGCCAGGAUGGUAAAUCUGGGAUCAGGGUGCUGGGAAUCAGCCCAGAAGGCCACCAUUUGGCCGCUGGAGACCGCAGUGGAAACCUGAGAAUCUUCGGCUUGCGGUUUAUGGACGAGCUGCAGAAAAUCGAGGCUCAUGAUUCUGAGGUUUUGUGUCUAGCCUUCUCCCCUACUGAGACCGGUUUGCAUCUGUUGGCUUCUGCGAGUCGCGAUCGGCUCAUUCACAUCUUUGAUAUGAAGAACAAAUGCAAUUUAGUGCAGACAGUUUAUGAUCAUUCGGCCUCCAUCACUGCCAUCAAGUUUACAGGUGAGUUCACAGUAGAUAAACACUUAAUGAUUGGAACCUCAACCAAGACCUCGGAAGGCUUGAACUUCUCACGAUCACAUCACAUAGUGGAGAAGAGCACACUGUAUGAUAUGGACCUCGACGCCACACGCGCGCACACGGCCAUUGCGUGCCAAGACCGUAACGUUAGAGUGUACAAUGUGCAGAGUGGCAAGAUGAAAAAGUGUUUCAAGGGCUCCUUGAAUGAUGAUGGGACACUGCUUAAGGUUCAGUUGGAUCCCUCUGGGAUGUUUCUGGCCACCAGUUGUUCAGACAAAAAUAUCUGUAUCUUUGACUAUGAGUCAGGCGAAUGUGUAGCCACCUUAUUUGGACAUUCGGAAAUUGUUACAGGUAUGAAGUUCAGCCAGGACUGCAGGCAUCUGAUUACAGUCUCUGGCGACAGCUGUGUGUUUGUGUGGCGAUUGGACUCUCAGAUGACCAACUCCAUGAGGAAGAGGCUAGCAGAGAGGAAGCAGCAAGCAGGUCUGACAGUUCAGCAGGCCCCCAGCAAACAGCAAGCCGUCAGGAGAGAGACCUACAUCACUGUACCCUGUAAUGUGUUGCCUCACAUGGAGGAGGAAGAGGAGGGCAGCUUCAUGCCAGAGGAGACUCCAGAAGAUGGUGUGGAGGACUGCAGAACUCCAGACAGGCUCGAUUCCACUGAUGCAUCUGUGGAUUCUUUGGUGCUCCAAACCAAUGGCAAAAUGCCUAUGUGGGUUCGUAGACUGGGUGGAAGAGGUGAAAAUGAUGGUGGUGGCGUAGCUAAUACAUCUCAGUACCAGCCACAGGGACGCUGGGCAGUGCAGUCAGAUCCACUAGCCAUCCGCACAGUACUGGAGAUGAAGAGCAUGCAGCUUCCCCUCUCACACACUCCCAGCAGAGCCGUGGGAGAGGAAGAGUUUGAGGAAGACUCUCGCUUUCAUCCUCAGAGUUUCGACAGUCUGCUGGAUGAAGAUGUUGAUGAUCUAGAGGAGGAGGAGGAAAAGAUUUGCAGUGAUUCCCGAGAUGGAUUUAGCUCUUCGCUCCAAGGGCCAGAUUUUCUGCAAUUGCCACAUGAAGAGGAGAACUUCCAUCCAGAGCUCAGCUCACCAGACAAGACCGGCUACAUUUUGUACCCAGCAAACAGCACUGCUCUGUCCACUGGAGAAGGAGAGUUUGAUGUUAAAGCUCUGUGUGAGGGUGCUGGUGAUGACCCAGAGGAAGAGGAGCUAAGUCCAGAUAGUGCUUGUUCGGCUGAGAGUCCAGCCUCCCAUAGCGACCAGCCCCAUGACCAGGACACAGACUCCCUCAGUCAGGUGAGCUCCACAGGAAGCUCAGGAGUUGAAGAGGAUGAAGAAGAAUCUGGAACUUUGCUUCACCAACAUUUUGACUCUCUGGGUGUGGCGGCUAAUGAAAAGUUCAACACAGACUUGAGCAAUCUGCAGCCCACAACAGAGAGUAACUUCCUCAAUCCUCGUCUCAGCAUCUCCACGCGCUUCCUCUCGCGCUUUCAGAGCCGCUUUCGCACUAUUGGGACUAGUGGCAGUGCUAUUUGCCGGCCUGCAGCCUACCUGCCCAGUAUACCAGAUGAAUCCAGUGAUAGCUGUUUAACCCUUGAUGGAGCAAUGGUUCUUUCAAACAACAGUGGAAGCAUUGAGGAGAACGAGAAAAGUGUUACCAAGAAACGUUCCUCAGUGGCUGCUCGGAAAUCUGGCCAAAGCUUAUCUUUUUUACGCUGGAAAAAUGCUCUGGGAGAAAUCACAAACAAGAGCAUUCAGUCCAAAGCUCACAAUUCUGUCAACACUACAGGCAAUCUCACCACCAAAUCUACCAGCAGUGCACGUGACACAUCUGUAACGCGCUCCCGCCAAAGCUACAUGGGUCCCACCGCAAGCUCCCGAGCAAAGAUAACCCAGAGCAACUCUGUGGAGAGUUUGAACGCGUGUACAUCGGAGGAAGUGCAGUUAAACGCCCCGUCUUCGUCUCUGGACCUAAGUGUGGAGCAAAGCAAAGAGAACAUUGUUCCUCCUUCCUCUUCAGUUCUCUCCUCUGGAUCGUCUCAUCCGACACCAGCUCUCUCUACUCCUGCCUUGGGUAACCACAUUGCCCGGGCAGCUCUUCGAUUGGACCUCGUUGGCCCCAGUCGUGCCAGUUUGUCACCGGUGUCACUCAAGAGCUGUCUAGGGAAAGUUGAACGUGCUGAGUCUCCGCGUCGACAGGCUCUGGUGACACCCACAGAGAUGCGGUCACUGGGCAAGGAGUGUCGGAAACAGAUUGUUAAUAUUGAGCAGAGUUUGGUUUCUAAGACUUCAAGCAGGUUCUCAACUGGGUCUGAAGUUUUUGCCAGGAACUCCACGGUGUCAGAAACCAGUCAUUCUGUGGUUGAAGACCUGCAGUUUACAGAGUCAUGUGGGAAUACACUGGCUACCAAUCAGAGUAACGCAGAAGAUCCUACAGAAAACAACUGCGUUGGAGAGGACACAGGAUUUUCUACGGAGUCACUGAGUGUCCAGAUGUGUAAGGAGAUGGUGAAUGAACUCUGGCAGACCAUCCAUAAAGCAACUGGCUUUUAUAACAAGUUGUGCUCCGUCCCGGAGCUGUCGGAGCAGCAGGAGCAGAUGAAGAGUGUUUUGCUGAAGGUGUUUGUGGGGGUACAGAGUGAGCUGAACUCCCUGUGCCCACAAGAGACGCGCCCCUCGCCCCAAAGCGCCCGUCCCGUACCGGAGGACUCUCCCGGCCGUCAGCUCCGGGACGACAGGACUGUGGCCCUCCUGGAGAAGUAUUCAGAGAUGCUCUUACUGCGAAUGACUGAAAAAGGAGCACAGGCCACACUGGAGUAACUGCUCAGCUUCCAUCAUUUGAUUGGCAAAAAUGAACUUCUAAUGGCAUAUCCAUAAGCAUCUUUAAACCUUAAUGUCUUCCAUUGGUUUUAUGUUUUUAAAUAAAUAUUUAAAUGCGUAUUUAAUCCGCCCCCGUUU